GGCGUCCUUAACUUUGUUGUUUUGGUUUAAACCUGAGCGUCUCAGUCCAUCGUCCUACACACGUGAAGCCUGGGCAUCGCAAGGGAAGUUGAAAUCUCCACACCCGCGUUGAAAUCUCCACACUCUGCAGCGAUGAGAAUCGGAAUUACAAAACUCCUGUUUACAAGAACUGAUGUCUCAAGACUCAUCUUGUCUGAGGAAGAAGCCCAGAGGAGGAAGUAGAGGAGAGAACAAUGAGCCCAGGCAUGACUCUUUCUCAGGGACUGUUGACCUUCAGGGAUGUGGCCAUAGAAUUCUCUCAGGAGGAGUGGGAAUGCCUGGAUCCAGCUGAGCAGAAAUUGUACAUGGACGUGAUGUCAGAGAACUAUAGGAACUUGCUCUCCCUGGAUAUCUCUACUAGCUGUGUGGUCAAAGAAUCAUCACCAAAAGAGGAUGUAAAUAAUGGAGAAUUAUUCCAAACGUUGAUUUUAGAAAGACAAGUAAGUCAUGAUUUAAAUGAUUUUGAUUUCGGGGAAGUCCAGGAAAAUAUGCACCAGGUUGAGAAUCAGUGGGUAUAUGAAGAAAACAAUAAUGAAGGAGUGACUACAACCCAUUAUAAAAAUCUCACUGGUAAAAGAGAUCAACAGCAUCAUAAACCUUGGAACAAUUUCCCUGUAAAGCAGAAUGGUUCUGUAAGAAGAAGUAUGUCUCAGUAUUACAAACAUGAGCAAUCAUAUAUAAGGAAAAAGGAACUAAAAAAUAACGUAGCCCAUUCAGGAAACAAGUAUUUAAAAUGUUUGGAAAAUAGGCUUGGCUUAAGCAUUCAUUCACAUCUGGCUGAACUGAAGAGAUUUCAAACUAAAGAGAAAAUAGAUGAAUGUAAUCAAGUUGAGAAGUCUAUCAAAAACUUUUCCUCAGUUUCACCACUUCAAAUAAUCCCUACUAGUGUCAAAACCAACAUUUGUAAUAAGUAUGGGAAGGUUUUCACGCAUCCUUCAUUGCUUACACAACACCAGAAAACACACAUUAAAGAAAACCCUUUCAAAUGUAAUGACUGUGGGAAGGCUUUUAGCCAUUGCUCAAUCUUAGCUAAUCAUCAAAGAAUUCAUUCUGAGCAGAGACCUUACAAAUGCAAUGAGUGUGGCAAAGCUUUUAACAGGUGCUCAAACCUCACAAGGCAUCAGAGAAUCCAUACUGGAGAGAAACCAUAUAAAUGUAAUAUAUGUGGUAAGGAUUUCAUGCUACAUUCACACCUUUGGGGUCAUGAGCGAAUUCAUACUGGAGAGAAACCUUACAAAUGUAGUGAGUGUGGCAAAGCGUUUUCUGAACGUUCCAAUCUUUGUCAACAUAAGAGAAUUCAUACUGGAGAGAAACCUUACAAAUGUAAUGAAUGUGGUAAGGAUUUUACCACACGUUCACACCUUUGGGGUCAUGAGCGAAUUCAUACUGGAGAGAAACCUUACAAAUGUAACGAGUGUGGCAAAGCCUUCACCGGGAGUUCAAACCUUACUCAACAUGAGAAAAUUCAUACUGGAGAGAAACCAUAUAAAUGUAAUGUAUGUGACAAAGCAUUUAGUCAGAAUUCAAGCCUUACAGUUCAUCAAAGAAUUCACACUGGGGAGAAACCUUACAAAUGUGAUGAAUGUGACAAAGCCUUUAAGCAUUUCUCAAAUCUUCUUAUACAUCAGAGUAUUCAUAUUGUAGAGAAAACAGAUAAAUGUCAUGAAGGUGGCAAAUCUUUGAAUCAAUCUUUAAAUCUUACUGAACAUCAGAAUAUUCAUACUGGGGAGGAACCUUGCCAAUGUAAUCAGUGUGUGAGAGUUUUCAGUCUAGUAUACAAUCUAAAAGAGAGAAUCUGUAAUGAAGAGGAAUCUUAUAAAUGUAAAGAAUGUGGAAAAACCUUUAACUGGCAUUCAUAUCUUACUAAACAUCAGAGAAUUCAUACCACAGAGAAGCCUUACAAAUGUAGAGAAUGUGGCAAAGCCUUUAAGCAGAGCUCAAAUGUUAUUCGACAUCAGAGAAUCCAUACUGGAGAGAAGCCUUACAAAUGUAGAGAAUGUGGCAAAGCCUUUAACCAGAGCUCAAUCCUUACUCGACAUCAGAGAAUCCAUACUGGAGAGAAGCCUUACAAAUGUAAGGAAUGUGGCAAAGCUUUUAACCGGGGCUCAAAACUUACUCAACAUGAGAGAAUUCAUACUGGAGAGAAACCUUAUAAAUGUAGAGAAUGUGACAAAGCCUUUAUUCAACAUUCACAUCUUCAUCGACAUAUUAAAAUUCAUAUUGGACAGAAAAAACCCUAUAAAUGUAAGGAAUGUGGGAAGGCCUUUAGACGAGCCUCACACCUAACUCAACAUCAGAGUAUUCAUACUGGGGAAAAACCCUAUGAAUGUAAGCAAUGUGGGAAGGCCUUUAGUCGUGAUUCACAGCUCAGUCUUCAUCAAAGGCUUCAUACUGGUGAGAAACCUUAUGCAUGCAAGGAAUGUGGGAAAGCCUUUACUCAGAGCUCACAACUUAUUUUACAUCAUAGAAUUCAUACUGGUGAAAAACCAUAUAAAUGUGAAGAAUGUGGGAAAGCUUUUAUUCGUAGUUCACAACUCACCCGACAUCAAAAAGUCCAUACAGGUGAAAAACCUUAUGAAUGUAAAGAAUGUGGAAAAGCCUUUACUCAGAACUCACAACUUACUCUGCACCAGAGACUUCAUACUGGUGAGAAACUCUAUGACUGUAAAGAAUGUAGAAAGGUCUUUACUCAGCUCUCACAACUUAUUUUACAUAAGAGAAUUCAUACCGGUGAAAAACCCUAUGAAUGUAAGGAAUGUGGGAAAGCUUUUAUUUGUGGCUCACAACUUUCUCAGCAUCAGAAAAUUCAUAAUGGGGAAAAGCCAUACGAAUGUAAAGAAUGUGGAAAGGCCUUUAUUCGUGGCUCAUUACUUAUGCAACAUCAAAGGAUUCAUACUGGUGAAAAACCAUAUAAAUGUGAAGAGUGUGGGAAGGCCUUUAUCCGUGGCUCACAGCUUACUCAACACCAGAGAAUUCAUACCAAUGAGAAGCCCUAUGAAUGUAAGGAAUGUGGAAAGACCUUUAGUCAUGGUUCACAACUUACUCAACAUCAGAGAAUUCACACUGGUGAGAAACCCUAUCAAUGUAAGGAAUGCGGAAAAGCCUUUAAUCGUGGCUCACUCCUUACUCGGCAUCAGAGGAUUCAUACUGGUGAGAAACCCUAUGAAUGUAAAGAAUGCGGAAAGACCUUUAGUCGUGGCUCAGAACUUACUCAACAUGAGAGAAUUCACACUGGUGAGAAACCCUAUGAAUGUAAGGAAUGUGGGAAGUCUUUCAUUCGUGGCUCACAGCUUACUCAACAUCAGAGAAUUCAUACGGGUGAGAAGCCCUAUGAAUGUAAAGAAUGUAGAAUGGCCUUUACUCAGAGUUCACAUCUUUCUCAACAUCAGAGACUUCAUACUGGUGAGAAACCCUAUGUAUGUAAUGAAUGUGGGAAGGCAUUUGCUCGUGGCUUACUACUUAUACAGCAUCAGAGAAUUCAUACAGGGGAGAAACCUUAUCAGUGUAAGGAAUGUGGGAAAGCCUUUAUUCGUGGUUCACAACUUACUCAACAUCAGCGAAUUCACACUGGAGAAAAACCCUAUGAAUGCAAGGAAUGUGGGAAGGCAUUUAGUCAUGGUUCUCAACUUACUCUGCAUCAAAGAAUCCAUACUGGUGAGAAGCCCUAUGAAUGCAAAGAAUGUAGAAAAGCCUUUACACAGAGCUCACAUCUUUCUCGACAUCAGAGAAUUCAUACCGGUGAGAAACCAUAUCAGUGUAAGGAAUGUGGGAAGGCCUUUACUCGUGGUUCACAACUAACUCAACAUCAGAGAAUUCAUAUCAGUGAGAAAUCUUUUGAAUAUAAGGAAUGUGGGAUAGACUUUACUCAUGGCUCACAAGUUUUUAUAUGAAUUAUGUAAUUCUUUGUGGUUAAUAUAGAGAGCCUUCUCUGGUCAAUCCAUUAUCAUCAAAGAAUUCUUAAAAUGUGAAUAUGGAAGCACACUUGCCUCAUAAAGUUUAGUUAGUAUCAUGAAUUUACAUGGGGAAAUAUAAUGUAACCCAUGUAGAAAAACCUAUUACUGGAAACCUAUUAAACUUUAGCACAUUUUAAUAGACAGUAAUUUGUUAAUGUAGUAAAUAUAGGAAGGCCUUUAGCCAUAGCACGUCUUUUUCAACAUUAUCUUGACCCUCAGUUGCUUUCCUUUGUGACAUUUCUCAUGAUACUUAACCUCUACUUUCAUUUAAUAGUUUGCAAGAAAACCUAAGAAUAAUAUUCUAUAAGAUUCUUGGAAGUACUAUGUGAGUUAUUACAUGUAAAUCUCUUAGAACAGUGCCUUGAACAUAGCAUAUCACAAAUAUUGGCUAUCAUUGUAGUUUUAGAGAAUUUGCAUGAGAGGAGGACACUUACUAGUAUAAUGAAUAUUGAGAAAUCUUUCAUUAACACAACUCCAAUUAUUUGACUGGGGAUCACUGUAUGCCAUAAUAAAUGUGAGAAAGCUUCAUUCAGAUUUUAUCCCAUAUGCUAUAAGAGAAAAUUAAUACUUUAAAAAAAAAGAAAAAGAAAAAAAAUAGAUUUAAUCAGUGGAUUGUUGGAAGGGUGUGAAUUGUAACAAAGCUCCAAAACUCAUAUUUUCUACUUUCUCUUACCACAAUUCAAGAAUAUUAUUUAGAACUUAAAAAUUGGAUAGCCAAAAUAAACCUUUCUACUAGGAACUUUUUAAAAACUUGGAUUUACAGCUUUUAAUUAAACUGAAAAUAAAAACUGUCAUCACAGACUAUUUCGCAAUGAAAAAAUGAGAGUCUGUGUCAGAGACUACUAUUUCUCUACCCAAUAUCCAUUUCUCUUCUUUCAGUAACAGAGUUCUUGGUUGAAAACCUAUGUCAGCCUCCUUUGCUGAUCAACAAGAUAGAACUGGUAUUUGUAUGAGUAGGACAUUUAAGAAAUCCUUUUUUGUCUACUUCUGUUUUCCCCCCUACCUACAAUGUGGACAUUUAAUUUGCAGCUCUGACAGUUUAAUGGGAACUUUGAGCAUGGAUGUUAAGGAUGAUAGAGCAAAAACACAGAGCAAAUAUACACCUCAGCUAAUUUUAUGGAACAGCCAUAACAUCUCUAGUCUGCCUGCUUCCUGUAUUUCUUUAUAUAAAAAU
Messenger RNA from Rhinolophus ferrumequinum (greater horseshoe bat), 5166 nucleotides. RefSeq names its product zinc finger protein 420. Bases 234 to 3929 code for a protein of 1231 amino acids. Gene Ontology annotation, cellular component: nucleus. The record is from RefSeq and is a predicted model, not a curated record. The transcript is spliced from 8 exons. Gene Ontology annotation, molecular function: DNA-binding transcription activator activity, RNA polymerase II-specific; DNA-binding transcription repressor activity, RNA polymerase II-specific; RNA polymerase II cis-regulatory region sequence-specific DNA binding. Gene Ontology annotation, biological process: central nervous system development; negative regulation of transcription by RNA polymerase II. NCBI's taxonomy places the organism in Eukaryota, Metazoa, Chordata, Mammalia, Chiroptera, Rhinolophidae.